This is a messenger RNA of Purpureocillium lilacinum, 1845 nucleotides long. RefSeq lists its product as uncharacterized. Gene Ontology annotation, biological process: protein polyubiquitination. Gene Ontology annotation, molecular function: protein binding. NCBI's taxonomy places the organism in Eukaryota, Fungi, Ascomycota, Sordariomycetes, Hypocreales, Ophiocordycipitaceae. The record is from RefSeq and is a predicted model, not a curated record.
AUGGCCCCGGAUGACCGGCCCUCGCGCUGGGAUGAGCUUCCCGACGAGAUCUUGCUCCAGAUCCUCAACUAUCUCGAACCGUAUCAUAUCACGAGGCUGCAGCUCGUGUCCCGCAAGCUGCAGAAGCUUUGCCUCGACGAUGAGCUGUGGAAGGAGCUCUGCUUCCAAGACUCUCCCUGGUACCAAUGGCUGAGACAUCGCCGCAAUCUGGUGCAAGCCACUACCGAAGCCGACGACGAUGUGCUCAUGUCGCCCCCGGACCCCGCCAGCGACGUCCGGGACGCUCGCCGAUGGAGGAAGCUCCAGGACAUGGCGAAUUGGGAUCCAGCAUACCCCGGCGAACGGGUCUCGUGGUACGACGAGUACAUCCAGCGCAACGGACCAGCCUGCAUCAAUUGGUUGCAAAGCCCUCGCAUGCGGGAAGGAGGCUGUGAGGCCAUCAUCGAAGCCCGCGGAAUGGCUAUGUACAACCCAUACGAUGGUCGUGACGGUCUUGGAACGAUGCUGGCCGUAUCGCCGCUUGACGAUGGCUCCGUUUGCCUUUGGGACGUCAAAGGCACGAGGGGUAAACAAGGCAGUAUUGUGGCCAGGAGCAAGCCCGACAUCCUCUUCUUUGACGGACCCAACGGCCAAAACACUCGGAGGUCCAAGAAGAUCGAUACUGGUGUGACGGAGUGCGUCAGCAUCAACAACGAUGGCCACCGGGCUUUUUUCGCCGUUCAAAGCCAUCUUAUUGAGGUGGAUUUGAAUCGUCUAGAGGUCGUCAGCAAGGAUUCUUUUGAGUGGUCCAUCACGUCGCUGUCUGCCACUCAGCCAGGCGUUCCCAUGACAGUCGGGACGUCGCUCGGGAUACACCUUCACGACUUUCGCUCUCGCAUCAGGCCGUCGCACGAUGUUGUCGAGCGCGUGGACGCCCAGCAAUACGCACAAAACGAUGUGCUGAGGGCUCUGUUCGACCCCAAGCCGCUGCCACCAUACGCCUCGCUCUCCCAACCUACACCAGUCAGCAUCCUCCAUCUUCCACGGCCCGGGGAACAAGACCUCGUCUCGGAUGACAUUUACGUGUCUGGGAGGUUUACCAACAUACUCCACUACGAUCGGCGCAAGUUUCCAGCCAUCGUAGGAUCGAUAUACUCGGGAGCUCUGAUAAAGAGCCUCACAUCGAUGCCAUUCCCCUACUCCACCGUCGACUCAGAGGUUCGCCGACGUGCCGAAUUCAGCCCGGAACGCAUGGCACAAAUUAAGACUGCCAGCGGAGGGCAGACGCUCGUUGCGGGAGGCUCCUACAAAACGAAGGGGUCUCUGGAGAUAUACGGCCUGAGCUCAGCAGCAGAUGCUGGCAGCCACACAACGGUGCAGAGCUCCGUCUUCAAGAACAGGCAGUCAGCUGCCUCGGCAACAAUCUUGUCGGUAAUCGAGCACGGAACGAAACUCGUCUUCUCCGAUGGCGCGGGCUUGAUCAAAUGGUUUGAGCGGGAUGGCUCAACAGAGUGCCGGCGCCUUAAGAUCGGUCACAGCGACGCAGACGAGCCAGCGUCUAUUUUCGCCUCGAUGCCAGCGUCGGACGACCUGGCUCGCAAGAUCCUGUCGACGCGGCGCAAGGACGGACAGGACCGGCCGAACAACGACAAUAUCCUCUUUUGGACGGGCGAGAAGCUGGGCAUGGUGAGCUUCACUACGGCGCCGCUGUACCAGGCCAAGGAUUUUGAGUCUCAGGGACCAGAACGCAAGGCCGACGAGGAGAUCAAGGACCAAUACGCAGGGCGUAUGCGCAGGGCGCUCGAGAGACAGGCCGACGAGGUCAGGUACAUGAGGAAUCUGGGAAUGGGCACAGGCGUUGGUUAA